ACCAAUACCAUGAGUUUGGGUUUCAGAUCAGUCGCGGCUUAAGAGAGUUCAUGUGCGCAGUCCCGUGGAUCAGCCAAGUGCAAGUGAGCUAGUCCGUCGGAAAAUUAUAACGUCACAAACACGGCAAAAUGUUGAUAAAAGUGAAGACUCUGACUGGCAAAGAGAUUGAAAUUGACAUUGAGCCAACAGACAAGGUUGAGAGGAUAAAGGAACGAGUUGAAGAGAAAGAAGGAAUACCGCCCCCUCAGCAGAGACUUAUCUUCAGUGGCAAACAAAUGAAUGACGACAAGACAGCUCAGGACUACAAGGUCCAAGGUGGCUCGGUGCUUCAUCUGGUUCUUGCCCUGAGAGGAGGGGCACUGUGACCCCACCACAGAUGUGGCGUCAAGGAGUUUUGAUAAACAGUUACAAUCAAGUGUGUAUUGAUUGUUACUCAACAUGUACGAAAAGGGAGAGGGGUACAAACACAUGUAAAUGGCAAUUUCCUUAUCUGUAUUGCAAAAACUAAAACCAAAAAAUGGGUGGGGGAUGUAAGAGUAUACUUUAGGACCGAUUUCAAGAACUUCAACGGGAACUUGAAUAUGUUGGUUCCAACCCAUUCUUUGUCAUGUCUUAAGUCAAUAUUAGACCUUGGAAUGAACCUGGCGUUGCGUACAUGAGUAUAUAAUAAACAAAGGAAGUGAUAUAUCCUCAUUUUCCUGCCACUAAAUGUUGAACAAAUCUCUCUCUUUUGCUGGAGGUGAAAAAGUAAUGCAGUAUCAUACAUGUGGCAUGGAACCAGGGUUUAUAAAAGGUCCGUGCCACUUCUGUAGACUCCAACCAGGACAAACAGAAAUACUUUAGGGGGAACUGAAUGCAUGACUUGGCAGGGGAAACAGGUUGAUAACGGCAUGGUUAGUGUUUCUGCUGGUCAAAUGUCUAUUGUCAACUGCUCAAAAGGCCCAUGGUAAUGCUGCAGUGCACAUGUAUGUAACCUGUUAUGGUGUGUAUUUUGACAGGUGGUUUAGGUCUGGACAUUGCUAGGUUGGGAUGGACCUGGUAUCAAGCAAAUAUUAACCGCUCAAUACAGUGUUUUGGAGAAAUGUAACUGGGACACUAGUAGGGGGGAAGUAUGCAGCUGUAUUGGAUUGCUUUACGGGGGAUGAACUCAUAACAUGGUAGUCACAUACAUAUAGAUUAUAUUGAGGAGUAUAAAUCUCCAGUGCUCUGUGCUGGUGCUCAGACACAAAACAUGGGUCCUGUUAAGUCACCUUCGGCAGUUGGAUCCAGUGUGAAAGCUUGUCAUAGAGUCACUUUGUGGGAGGUAAAUGCUGGAAAGAAACAUCUGUGAAGUGUUUCAAAGUGUAAACUGAAGCGUACUUGUAUGGAACCUUUUUGCUCGUCCCAUUAUUUUUGCUUGUUCUUCUUUUGUUGAAAGAAAUUGGACACCGAAAACCUGCAUGCCAUUUUUACCUUACAUAAGCAUAGGUGGAGUAGGUUAUGUUAUUGUUCUGUGUGUUUUCGUAAUACAUGUACAUGUACAUCAGACAGUUGGUCGUGUGACACUGAGCAUGCAAGAAAGACAAAUGUUCAUACAUGUACAAGUGUUUUCUGGUUAGACUUUAAGGGGCGGGACCUGUUCCGUGAGGUUUGCACACGAAUUAAAGUAUUGUUUGUCACUAAGCCGCAUCCUAAUGAAAAGAUUGCUGUCAACAGUUCAGUGUAUAAAACAUCUGCCUAAAGUAACGAACGGACAGGUAUAAAUUUGAGUCAAAAAAAAGAUUUGAACCUGCUUCUUCUAGAAUACUGUUCUGAUGUUCUUGACCUGACUGAUUUGUGUGCCCAGAAUGCAGCCAUUGGCAUGUUGUUUGAAAUUAGCCUAAUCGAUCAGUAGAACACUGCCGUGGUAUUCUGCAUGUUGUAGGUUCAGUUCCACUCUUACUAGGCUUUUUUUUUGCAUUUCGGCCAACUCCUAGAAAGAAUACUUUUCAUACAUGCUAUGACGUUAUCAUAAUUUCCUAACUGCAAAGCAUUCACAAAUAUUUGUUAUACAGUAUAAAAUGUUUUGCCUGGCGUUUUGUUUAAUAAAUUAUUGAACUGAAAAGAGGUUGUGUAGUUAUAAGU
Acanthaster planci (crown-of-thorns starfish) is the source of this 2103-nucleotide messenger RNA. It is a transcript of the gene nedd8, whose product is annotated as NEDD8 ubiquitin like modifier. Gene Ontology annotation, molecular function: protein binding. Lineage: Eukaryota; Metazoa; Echinodermata; Asteroidea; Valvatida; Acanthasteridae. The record is from RefSeq and is a predicted model, not a curated record.